Molecule: messenger RNA, 510 nt
Organism: Penicillium samsonianum
Lineage: Eukaryota; Fungi; Ascomycota; Eurotiomycetes; Eurotiales; Aspergillaceae
Exons: 1
Coding region: 1-510 (169 amino acids)
Source: RefSeq, a predicted model, not a curated record
AUGCCAACACCGGAGGAUACCAACCGAGGAAGAAGCAAUGAUACCUCCAACCCAGGACCAAGCUCUGAACCCACUAUCUCCGGCAUACGCCAGUCCACACAGCACCGACCAGACAACACGCGUCCCCCAGAUACUACACGGCGCACAGAAAUCUACACCGAUAACCCGGGCCAUGCGAGUCGUCUUACAGACGCAGAACGCCAGAGACUAGAAGCAUUGGCGGCAGACUCGAGGGGCGGUGCGAUCUUCGUUACCUAUGAUCUGGUCCACAGAAUAGAUACGCUCAUGGCGGAUGGGACCCGUCGCACGGAUGAGGCUUUGAUGCAGUACUUGUUUCAAGAUGAUAUCUGGGAGGCUGUUGAUACUGGUGAUAUCAAUGACGCAGGGAGAAGAGGGGACGGUAGUAGGAACGGGGACGGGAACGGUAAUGGAAGGCAAGGCGGCGGCAUCGGAUUGAAACUGCCGAAUGGAACGGAGGAGAGCCAUGAAGAGGAAUUGAAGCAACAGUGA